AUCCAGCUUCGCGCGACAUCUCCGCGCCAACUCUCGACUUCGGCGCCUCACACUUGCACGAGCGCUGCAAGUAGUAUAUAUAGUCUUUGUAACACCUGCCACUUGAUCUGAGCGGCCACAGACAUAAACGCGCCCCAGCAAUGGCUUCGCGACUGGUGCUGGUCCUAGGCGACCUCUUCAUACCAGACCGCGCUUCGGAUAUACCAGCAAAGUUCAAGAAGCUCCUCGCGCCCGGCAAGAUCGGCCAAAUCCUCUGCUUAGGCAACAUAACCGACCGCGAGACGUACGAAUUCCUGCGCGGGAUUGCGCCCGAUCUGCAGAUUGUAAAAGGCGACUUUGACGUGGAAGCGCCGAAUCUCGCCCUGUCAAAAGUAGUCACACACGGCAGUCUGCGCAUAGGCUUCACGCACGGCCACACCAUCAUACCACCGGGCGAUGGCGACAGUCUGCUGAUAGCGGCGCGCCAGAUGGACGUCGACGUACUCUUGUGGGGUGGGACGCACAAGUUUGAGGCAUAUGAGAUGGAGGGCAAGUUUUUUGUGAACCCUGGGAGCGCAACGGGCGCCAUGUCGACGGGUUGGUGGCCCGAGGACGAAGAUCCCACGCCGAGCUUUGUCCUCAUGGACGUGCAAGGUGACGUGCUCGUCCUGUACGUCUACCAACUCCGCAAGGACGCCGAAGGCAAUGAGAACGUCGCAGUGGAGAAGGUGUCAUUCCGGAAAAACGGAGGUGGUGCAGCAUAGACGGAAAAUGAAUGGUUGUACCAACGAGCGACGACGACGGAGUGGGGUGGUUGGAAAGACUGAAAACGCAGAUCAUAAAAUGCGUUCGUUGUACAAAGCAUUUCCCCCAACUAGUAGUAAGGCCAUGAUUCAUGUGUUUCCCCCCAACGAAUAGCGAAAGUUCCAGGGUUCCACCGCAUCACAAGAUGCUAUUGUGUGCUCCCUUUUUUUACCCC
Molecule: messenger RNA, 958 nt
Organism: Bipolaris sorokiniana ND90Pr
Lineage: Eukaryota; Fungi; Ascomycota; Dothideomycetes; Pleosporales; Pleosporaceae
Exons: 4
Coding region: 141-743 (200 amino acids)
Biological process (GO): intracellular protein transport; retrograde transport, endosome to Golgi
Cellular component (GO): retromer complex; endosome
Source: RefSeq, a predicted model, not a curated record